Molecule: messenger RNA, 2375 nt
Organism: Lolium rigidum
Lineage: Eukaryota; Viridiplantae; Streptophyta; Magnoliopsida; Poales; Poaceae
Product: U-box domain-containing protein 35-like
Exons: 4
Coding region: 118-2184 (688 amino acids)
Biological process (GO): protein phosphorylation
Molecular function (GO): ATP binding; protein kinase activity
Source: RefSeq, a predicted model, not a curated record
GGAACAGCCAACUGGCCAUGAAAUGGGUCGUCGACCACCUCCUCUCCGGCGCCUCCCACAUCAUUAUCCUCCACGUCGCUGCCCACCAUCCUGCAGCCAACCGUACAUGGAUUUGCCAUGGCUGAGACGACACAGGACGCGCUGGAGGCUGAAAUGAAGGAGAUCUUUGUCCCAUUCAGAGGAUUCUGCUCCAGGAAUGGGGUGCAAGAAUCGGAGGUGAUACUGGAAGAGGCAGACGUUUCCAAGGCCAUCAUAGACUACAUCACUGCGAACAAGAUCCAGAGCAUCGCGCUCGGCGCAUCCAACCGGAACGCGUUCACCAAGAAAUGGAAGAACCCCGACGUGCCGUCCAGCUUGAUGAAGGGCGCGCCGGACUACUGUAACAUCUACGUUGUCGCCAAGGGCAAGCCCGUCAACGUCAGGCUCGCCAAGUGCGGCGUGCCGGCCGACGACAGCGACUUUGCCGUCGGGACCUACUCCAGGAGGAGCUCCAGGGGGCAGCUGCCGCCGGUGAUGCCAGAGUCAGUCUCCUGCAGCAGGCGAUCCGUCGACAGGAACUUCGGGCCCGAGCUCACCACGCGGCCGCCGUUCCGUGAGCGCUCGCUGACGGCGUCGGCGACCAAACCCUACCAUCUGUCGGGAAGGAUCGACAGCACCGACGGGUCCUACCGCAACAGUCUGCGGAUCAACAGCACCCACGACCCCUCCAACUCUAGUGUCGACCCCGACUUUGGACAGGCGGUGCAUUUCUCCUCCAUGGACUUUGGGGAGAAUAUCGACGCGCUCUCCCUCAGUCCCCGGGAUUCCGGCUCACCUCUAUCCACCGUGAGUUCCUUCAUGAUGAAGGCCCAGCGCGAGGUGGAGGCGGAGAUGAGGCGGCUGAAGCUGGAGCUGAAGCAGACGAUGGACAUGUACAACGCCGCGUGCAAGGAGGCUAUCAACGCGAAGCAGAGGGCCAAGGAGAUGCACCUCCUCAAGAUGGAAGAGGCGCGGCGGCUGGAGGAGUCCCGGCAGGCCGAGGAGGCCGCAUUGGCGCUGGCCGAGAUGGAGAAGGUCAAGUGCCGAGCCGCUAUGGAGGCUGCCGAGGCGGCGCAGCGUCUGGCCGACCUGGAGGCGCAGCGUCGCCGCAACGCCGAGGUGCGCGCGCGCAGAGAGGCCGACGAGAAGGUGCGCGCUCUGGACGCCAUCGCAAGCCACGACUUACGCUACCGCAAGUACAGCAUCGACGAAAUCGAGCUCGCCACCGAGAGCUUCUCCGAGAGCCUCAAGAUCGGCGAGGGCGGCUACGGCCCCGUGUACAGCGCCAGCCUCGACCACACGCCAGUGGCCAUCAAGGUUCUCCGCCCGGACGCCCAGCAAGGGCGGAAGCAGUUCCACCAGGAGGUGGAGGUGCUCAGCUGCAUCCGCCACCCCAACAUGGUGCUGCUCCUCGGCGCCUGCCCGGAGUACGGGUGCCUCGUCUACGAGUACAUGGAGAAUGGAAGCCUCGAGGACCGUCUGUUCCGGCGCGGCGGCACGCCGACGCUCCCGUGGAGCCAGAGGUUCAGGAUCUCGGCCGAGAUCGCCACGGCGCUGCUGUUCCUUCACCAGACCAGGCCGGAGCCGCUGGUGCACCGGGACCUCAAGCCGGCCAACAUCCUGCUGGACCGUAACUACGUGAGCAAGAUCAGCGACGUCGGGCUGGCCCGCCUCGUGCCGCCGGCAGUGGCAGACAGCGUGACGCAGUACCGGCUGACGGCGACCGCGGGAACCUUCUGCUACAUCGACCCGGAGUACCAGCAGACGGGCAAACUAGGCGUGAAGUCAGACAUCUACUCCCUCGGCGUGCUGCUACUGCAGGUGGUCACCGCGCGGCCGCCCAUGGGUCUCACGCACCACGUCGAGAAGGCCAUCGAGGCCGACACCUUCGCCCAGAUGCUCGACAUCACCGUCAAGGACUGGCCCGUCGAGGAUGCGCUCGGGUUCGCCAAGCUCGCGCUCAAGUGCACGGAAAUGCGGAGGAGGGACCGACCGGACCUCGGCACCGUCAUCCUGCCGGAGCUCAACCGGCUCAGGAACCUCGGCAUCGCCUACGACCAGGCGCGCGCUGCUAGCGGCGACAGCAGCUCGCACGGGCAGGAGAGGACCAAUGUCAGCUCACCGACGGUUGACGGAGCGUGUGCGUGGAGAACGGCACAGAGUUAGCGUUUGGCGCACGCAGGGUUAAUUUUAUGUAACUCCGUGUCAGAUAGAGAGUGAGCUUAUGAGGGGAGAGGGACAAUGUGGUUGUCCUCGUUCUUUUUUGGGUUAUGAAGAUUCUUAAUUGCCUUGAUGUAUGUAGUUUCUCGCAUGCUUAACAUUGACAUGUUUGUAGUGCGGGCUCGUGAUUACCUUGG